AUGCAUCACCACAAGAAGCUGAUCCAUGGUGGUAACACCGUAACUCUCGCGGUUCUGAGAGACGAAUUCUGGCCGUUACAUGGUCGCAGAGCUAUAAGGAGCGUCCUCCGAAGCUGUUUCAAUUGCCAUAGAGCAAACCCCCGCCCGAUAGAACAACCUGUUGGCCAACUACCCUCCAGCCAUGUCACGGUUAACGAAGCUUUCUAUUGUACUGGAGUGGAUUAUUGUGGGCCUCUUUACCUGAAACCCGCCCACAGACGAGCAGCAUCACAGAAGGUUUACAUCUGUGUAUUUGUGUGCUUUAGCACCAAGGCGGUCCACCUCGAGCUGGCAGGCGAUUUGAGCACCAACACGUUCCUGAUGGCUCUGGAUCGAUUUAUGUAUCGGAGGAACAAACCGCACCAUAUCUAUUCCGAUAAUGGUACAAAUUUUAUCGGAGCAAAGAAUGCUCUUCAUCAGCUGUAUUCCAGACUUCAGUCAGAACCUGAAAAUGAGAAAAUCACCAAAUAUUUAGCUCAAGACGGAAUACAGUGA
Toxorhynchites rutilus septentrionalis is the source of this 534-nucleotide messenger RNA. RefSeq lists its product as uncharacterized. Gene Ontology annotation, biological process: DNA integration. Gene Ontology annotation, molecular function: nucleic acid binding. Bases 1 to 534 code for a protein of 177 amino acids. The transcript has a single exon. NCBI's taxonomy places the organism in Eukaryota, Metazoa, Arthropoda, Insecta, Diptera, Culicidae. The record is from RefSeq and is a predicted model, not a curated record.